AUGUUUAGCAAAGUCAUCGCCUUCGCCCUCGUCGCUGUUUCCACGGUCGCAGCCAUGGACUUAAACCACUUGGCUGCUCGCCAGGGAACCACUACCACCACUACCACCACUUCCAGCACGUCGUCAACAACGUCGUCCGCGUCCUCGGCUACCACCACUGCCACUUCUACGGCGACGACAACUACAGCUGCUUCUUCCUCCGGCACAUCGAGCGCGUCUUCGUCUACCACUUCAUCCAUGGUGCCAACAGCCACAGGUGCACCCAUCCACCCCAACGGUAAUCGUGGUAAGUGCAUGGAUGUACGAGGCAAUACGCUCGUCAACGGCACUCCAGUUCAAAUCUAUGAUUGCAAUGGCACAGGCGCGCAAAAAUGGAUUGUACAGAAGGGCCAGACGAAAGUUCGUCUAGCUGGUACGAACUUUUGCCUCGACGCUGGGAGCAACCCAGCAAACAGCGUUCGCAUGAAAAUAUGGCAAUGCUAUGACAAUCUCCCUGCGCAAGAGUGGUAUUACACAGGCGACAACCGCAUUGCUCUAUUUAACAAAGGCAAGGGAUUCGUCCACCUAGCCUCGUCCUUGCUCAUCAUUAUACUUUUUCAGGAUUAUGUCUUGACCUUACGGACGGGAGAUUGA
Messenger RNA from Pleurotus ostreatus (oyster mushroom), 633 nucleotides. RefSeq lists its product as uncharacterized. The record is from RefSeq and is a predicted model, not a curated record. NCBI's taxonomy places the organism in Eukaryota, Fungi, Basidiomycota, Agaricomycetes, Agaricales, Pleurotaceae. The transcript has 3 exons. The coding region runs from base 1 to 633 and encodes 210 amino acids.